UGAGCCAGAAGAAAUAACACCACCCCACUUCUGGCCUCGCAUGAAAGGCAGCUCUGAUACACACCCCCUCCACAGAGAUUACAGGAAUUUCUUACCUUUUCCUUUCCUUCCCUCUUCCAAGAUCACGACCAGUAAACGGUUGGGUUGACUCGGUGGCUGACUCAUUGACUCGACGGAGGAUAUGGCAUCGGAGAAUCAGCGAAUCGAAGACGAGCUCUCCUACCCGAUUCUCCUGGCGGAACGAAUCCGAAAGGCUGUCGACGAGGCCGAAUCCUUCAAAUUUGAGUGUUCCGAAGUGUGGAAGCAAGUCGAUCGUCUUCUUCAAAUGCUUCGAACCCUGGUUCGCUUCGCCAGCACAACCCCUUCGCUCUACGAGGUACCAAUUCGGCGUGUGGCCGCUGAGUUGUCGAAAAACCUCGAACGCGCCCUUACCCUAGUCCGAAAAUGUAAGCGACAGAGCUUUCUUCGACGGGUUGUGAACAUUGUUAGCACCGCCGAUUUCCGGAAAGUUCUUAACUAUCUAGAAGCUUCUGUGGGCGACAUGAAAUGGCUUCUUAGUAUCUUCGACACCGACGGCACCGGUUGCGGUGGGAUUGAGCUGUCUCUUCCUCCGAUUGCCAGCAACGACCCGAUUCUCUCGUGGGUUUGGUCGUUCAUCGCUUCUAUCCAAAUGGGUCAAUUGAAUGAUCGCAUUGAAGCUGCGAAUGAACUAGCUGCGCUUGCUCAAGAUAACGAUAGGAAUAAGAAGAUUAUAGUUGAAGAAGGUGGGGUUCCCCCAUUGCUGAAGCUUUUUAAGGAAAGCACACUUCCAACUGCUCAAAUUGCAGCUGCUAGUGCGUUAUGUCACUUGGCAAACGAUCUUGACAGAGUUAGGACGAUUGUGAACGAGCUAGGAGUUCCAACUGUCGUGCAGGUUCUUGGAGAUUCGCCGAUGAGGGUUCAAAUUCGAGCCGCGAAUUUGGUGGCUAGAAUGGCAAAACAUGACCCUGUUGCCCAGGAGGAUUUUGCCAGGGAGAAUGCAAUUAGGCCGCUUGUGACAUUGUUGUCUUUCGAUACUUUUGAUGAUGAUCAUACCGGUCAAUUGGGUAAGCAGAGUAUUCAUUCUAUUAUGCAAAUUAACAAGGAAUUGGAGAAAAAGUCAAUGGUUAGGUCAAGCAAUCGCCCGCUUACGAGUUCACAUUCGAAUUCAUAUUUGCAUAUGGAGGGAAGUAGCCGGGCGGGGAAUCACAGAAAGGAGAGGGAGAAUGAGGACCCUGAAUUGAAGCUUAAGUUGAAGGUUAGUUGUGCCGAGGCUUUGUGGAUGCUUGCCAAAGGAAGCGUGUCAAAUAGCAGGAAAAUAACUGAGACAAAAGGGAUGCUUUGUUUGGCGAGGUUGGUUGAGAAGGAGCAAGGAGAGCUUCAGUACAAUUGCUUGAUGACAAUAAUGGAGAUUACUGCUGCGGCUGAAUCAAAUGCGGAUCUUCGCCGGGCAGCAUUUAAGACUAAUUCACCCGCUGCUAAAGCCGUGGUGGAACAGCUCUUAAGGGUGAUUAAGGAUUUUGACAACCCACUUCUAAAAAUUCCAGCCAUAAAAUCAAUUGGUUCACUAGCUAGGACAUUUCCUGCACGAGAGACUCGGGUAAUUGGUCCUCUAGUAACACAAAUAAGUCAUAAAAUGUCUGAUGUAGCAACUGAAGCGGUCAUUGCGCUCUAUAAGUUUGCUUGUCCAGAGAAUUUCCUAUGUGUGGAGCACUCGAAGGCAAUAAUUGAGUUCAAUGGCGUCCCUGCUCUUAUGAGAUUCCUACGGCGUAAUGAAGAUACUCAAUUGCAUGGACUAAUCCUUCUCUGCUACCUUGCACUGCAUGCUGGGAACAGUGAAUCCUUGGAACAAGAAAGGGUAUUGACAACUUUAGAGGGUGUUGAUCGAACAGUUAUUUCCCAGCAUCCGGAAAUAAAAGAAUUAGUGUCAAAGGCAUUAGUUCACCUUAAUCUGUACCAUGCCGGAUCCCAUUCUCAAAGGAUUUCAUAUUAUCCUUGAGUACUUAUUCAGUAAGUUGGUGGGCUAUGUUUUCAUAGGUUCAUGAGAAUACUAUCGAAAUAGUUGCAUCCUAUGAAGCACUGAUACUGGAAAAGAUCUAAAGAAGUCAUAUUCUGUCAGGCAUGGAUGCUGCCAUGCACUAGACGCUCCAAUCAGAUAUGAAAUGACACUUCAAAUUGCACUUGAACGCUACUUAUUUCUUUGUGUCAUGUUUUGUGUGUGUAUAUAUUCCGUAUCAGUCUUUGGCUUAUUAGGUUACAUCUGGCUAACCCUUUGUGGAUAAAGGGGGUCUAUAGGAACAAACCGUACCUCUUGUAAGAAUAUACUUCAGUUUUUCAGCUUAGGCCGUCUUAUCUUUUUUCCCGUGAACUGGGGAACGUGGUGAAGGUCAGAGGUUAAAUUUGUUUUGGAUAAUAAACUCUUUUAAGCCCUUGGAAUUUCUCUGUAUACCUAUUUUGUUGAUUAAAUUGAUUCUCUAUCAUUCCUUUUGA
Molecule: messenger RNA, 2508 nt
Organism: Neltuma alba
Lineage: Eukaryota; Viridiplantae; Streptophyta; Magnoliopsida; Fabales; Fabaceae
Exons: 1
Coding region: 182-2017 (611 amino acids)
Biological process (GO): cell surface receptor signaling pathway
Molecular function (GO): protein binding
Source: RefSeq, a predicted model, not a curated record